This is a messenger RNA of Scatophagus argus, 1289 nucleotides long. RefSeq names its product cilia and flagella associated protein 107 (gene cfap107). Lineage: Eukaryota; Metazoa; Chordata; Actinopteri; Scatophagidae. The record is from RefSeq and is a predicted model, not a curated record.
AUGGAAUUCUUUUUAACACAGAUCAAGAACCAAACAGGGAUGACACAGGAUAAAUGGACCCACACUGGCUGGAGAAUAGAGUAGAGGUAUGCAAACAAAGUACUGUUGGGCAACUGGAUGGAAGAAACUGCAGUCUUUCUUUUUUUCAUUCGUGAGCCAAAGGGAGCCAACAGUACCAAUCGUGUAGACUUUCAACCCCACUGGGACUUCAAGCCAGACGUCUUUGAGCGAAGAUCUGCCCUGCUGAGAGCUGAGGGAAAUCCAUCCAAGCUGCUGUUUGUCCAGCAUGGCUCACCAUCCUCUCAUUACUUGGUCACACAUUAGGAAGAGAGCUACGGGCAUAAGCACACCAAUGCUUUGCCCACUCUGCGGCCCUGGCAUCCAGACAGUUUGACAUGGCAGCUUGAGAGGUCUGACUGGCAAAUUUCUGGCCUUCCAACAAACUUUGGCCCACUGCAGUGCACAAAGCACCAUUUGGAAAAGCAGCAUUUACACCUCCCAUCACUGACUGUGUACAGGUCAGCAUACCAGAAGCACCCACUUAGUACCUUCUGCCAAAUAUGCUUUGCCAGGGCUUCACAAGCCAAUCACAACAACAAGGGCCUGGAUCUGAGACAAUGUUUGCUACUACAAGUCCCAGAUCGUUGUUUCAGUCUACGUCCACAAUCAUAACAGACUUAGGCACUGAACUGUAGUUCUUGAAUUGCCUCACAUACUGCUUGUUAAUUUAGAAGCCCUGAUCAAAGUAGUCCUGCUUUGUGGUUCCUCUUUUUGUCUUAGUCAGCUGCAUGAAAAAAAAAAUUAACAGAGCAGACCAUUUGGGAAAUCAAAAGGAAUUUUAAAAAUUAAACAUGACUCUCAUUAUGUUGCUGGAAGGACCACUCUAGGUUUACAGUCUGCUGUGUAGUGAGUUGCCUCAGUGUUUAUAUGAGUACUAGUGUGUCUGUUUGCAAGAAGGACAAAGAAGUGGGCUAUAUAUUAUGGUUGUGUUUCCAAAGGAUAAUUACAUGCAAAUUCUUCUUGUAGUCUGUUGUUGUCUCUGUACAGUUAAUAUCUGAAUGGACAUCUAGCAUUACCUGAGAUACUCUGUGGAAAAAAAAGAAAAGAAAGAUAAAAAAAGUGUUGAUGCCAGAACUAACCUGGGUAUUGAGGCAAACUGGAAACCAUGAGCCAUAUCUGUAGGGAUGUGUCAUAUUCUAUUAGUUAGUUAGUUACAGGGAAUCAGAGUCUUUAAUUAGGAAAAAUCAAAAAUGCUUAUGUUUGAUGGUCAACCAUCUGCUGCCUUAGAG